AUGCUGCAUGGGGCUGAUUCCACGUGGCAUGCGAGCACGGCACCAGGAGUGGCAGUGAGGGGCAUGCGAGUGACGUACGACAGGGAGCACCACCGCAUCGGAUUCGCCCCACACAACUGCCCUCUGCGCCCCUCCCCUCCCCCCCCUGCUGCUGCUGCCUCUUCGGCUCCACACGCACACACUCCUCAAGCCACGCCCCAGUCUCCGCCACACGCACACACUCCUUCCUCUGCUGCUUCUGCUCCUCCCCGCCUCGCCUCUGCCGAAGCUAGUGCCGUGCCAGACCUGGAUCUUGGGUUUGGCAGCCGAAGCAACGAUGGCAGUGUGAGCAACAGUAGCGAGAACGGUGCUGGGGAGGUGAGCGAUGGGGGGAGGAGCAGCAGGGGAGGGGAGGAUGCAGAGGAGGGAGGGGAGAGGGACGAGCGAGUGGAGGGUGAUGCAGGGGUAGGGGAGGACGAGGAGAAGAGGGAGGAGGUGGGGGGAGGGCAGGAGAGGGCGGCGUCGAACCAGGGCGAUGAGUCCAAUGGGGCUGCGGAAGGGGCGUGGGCGGAUGAGGAGGAGGAGCAGUGGUGGGAUGGAGUGAGUGGCAGUGUGCUGCUGGGAGGCGACGCAGGUGGGGGCGAGCAAGGCAGGGGGGAGCUGGCGUCAUGGCGUGUGAGAGAAGGGGUGGAGGGCAGUGGGAGGGUGGAGGAGGAGGUGCAGCAGGAAGGGGAGCGUGAGGAAGAGGGUGAAGAGGAGGGAGAGGAGGGAGAGGGGGGCGAAGGGCGAGGUGGUGGUGGCAGCAGCGAUGGCAGUGUGGGUGUGGGGGAAGUUCCUCUUGCACCGCUGCACCCGCUCUCACCUGCCCGCCACUGGUCCUCCUGCACUCACACCCCCGUGAGCAUCGUCAAGGAAGCUUCCAGGAAGUACACGACGAUCCGGUGGCGGUGCAAGGGCAGGGGCGGGCAGCGUGUGCUGGCGGACGCGGAGGAGGCGCUGGCGGGCGCAGUGACGCCCGCGGAUGAGAGGGAGGCGGACGGGGGGAGGGCGCAUGAGACAGCGGAGGGGAAGGGGCGAGCGGGUGCAGAUGGGGAUGGGGCCGAGGCGGGUGGUGUGGCGGCGUCAGUGUCUGCAGGGGUGGACGGGGGCGAGCAGGGGGGAGCAGUGCAGUGGGGCAGUGGGAGUCACGGGCAGCACACCCACACCCACCUGCUGCUGCACCUGGUCUUCUCUGCCCGCCACCCACCCCUGCUGCCACCACCCCCACCCGUCGCCUCUGCCUCCCGUGCUUCAGCACCACCACUUUCCCUCCCAUCAGCCACCUCCACCGCCCCGCCGCUCCCCGCCGUCCUGCCAGCGCUGCUGCCAGCUGUGGCUGCCGCCCUGCUCGUGCGGCCCAGCCGGGUGUCCCUCGCCGCCUUCUCCUCCUCCACGCUGCUGCUGCCCUCCCCGCCCCGCACAGUGGGGGACGGAGCACAUGACGCUGAGCAGCAGCAGAGGCACUUCACCAUGGCGUCGCUGACCAUCCAGUGCCCCUCGCCACGCGCCCACCACACGGUGCCUGCACGCACCUGCUCCCACGAGGCACAGCGCCUGGCUGCACUGGUGCGCGCGGGGCGGUGCCAGGGCGUGGGGGAGCGCGUGCAGCGGGCCAUGCGGGGAGAGGGGGCGGUGGAGAAGGUGGGCAGUGCUGACUCGCCCGUGCUGCUGCGCUGCUCCCUGCACGCCCUGCUGCCUGCUGCUCACCGUGACACCGCUCCUGACCUCUCUGACUCGCGUCUCGCCACUCCCUCACACGCUGCUGCCUCUGCGGCUGCCCAGCCUGAUGCGGCCUCGGUGGCAAAUGGCAGCAGCAAGGACGAGGGGCAGAUUGGCGGGUUGCGGAAGGGAGAAGCGGAUGAGGGGGAGGGGGUGGAGCACGGGGUGGUGGAAGAGGUGGUGAGCUCAGUGCUGGGGGGGACGGCAAUGCUCGGGAGGCAGCAACAGGGCGUGCAGGAGGGCUCUGACGUGCCUCUCGGUUAG
This is a messenger RNA of Closterium sp. Naga37s-1, 2001 nucleotides long. The record is from the annotation of a GenBank genome assembly. Lineage: Eukaryota; Viridiplantae; Streptophyta; Zygnematophyceae; Desmidiales; Closteriaceae.